GGACGGCCACCCAACCCAAUUACCGAUCCAACUCAACCCGUCCAAGAGACGAGGGAAGAUAAACUGACAACUUCUCAGCCCUGUGGGUCUCUUACCGCCACUACCAUUCUUUACUCAUGGCUCUGCAUCUGCCGUUCCCGUCCGCUGAGACGCCAGCCCUCCUCCACUUGCGGAGCUCCCCAAAACCUCCAACCAGACCGCAACUUCCCCCCGCCGACACCGCCCGACCUUCCUCCCAAGUCCUCCGUCUCCGCCGCCACCUCAGUCCCCGUCUGGUCGUCUCGGUCGGCAAGGAAGAGACUGAGCUGCGCGUCUCCAGUGGUGCGGAGCAGCAGGACGCGAGUCCCGAGGAUUUGGAAUGCGUUCAGCAGAUCCAAAGGGUGUUGGAGCUUCUUACGAAGAAUAGAGACAUGCUCUUCGGUGAG
Elaeis guineensis (African oil palm) is the source of this 425-nucleotide messenger RNA. Lineage: Eukaryota; Viridiplantae; Streptophyta; Magnoliopsida; Arecales; Arecaceae. The record is from RefSeq and is a predicted model, not a curated record.